Messenger RNA from Galleria mellonella (greater wax moth), 1079 nucleotides. Its product is annotated as coiled-coil domain-containing protein 12. NCBI's taxonomy places the organism in Eukaryota, Metazoa, Arthropoda, Insecta, Lepidoptera, Pyralidae. Gene Ontology annotation, cellular component: post-mRNA release spliceosomal complex; U2-type spliceosomal complex. The record is from RefSeq and is a predicted model, not a curated record. The transcript is spliced from 4 exons. Bases 198 to 683 code for a protein of 161 amino acids.
GACUUUCAUUUCAGUGAUUGACAUAUAUGAAUACCUAGUCUCUCUAAUAAACACUCUAAUUUUACAUAUGUUUAUACCAUUUCCCUUUUUAUUUUUCAUUUGUUAUUUCUUAAAAUUUCUGAAUAAUUCGUAUAUUUUCCAAAAGUGAAAGAUUUAAAUACUAAUACUCUCCCUUAUAACUUGUAACUUAAUUUAAAAUGGUAAUUAUGGACAACAUGGAUGGUAUUGGUAAUUUGGAGGAACAGGCACUGAAAAGGAAAGAAAGGCUAAAAAACCUCAAACGAAAAUUGCCAGGCGAUAAUAAUUCUACAAAUGAUACUACUAAUGAAAUAGCUGUACCACUUCCAAAACCUAAGUUUCGUAGUUACAAACCACAAGAUGAGACUUUGCAAGAAUCUAAACUUGAAGAUGCUCAACCUACUGAUGUUGAAGACGAAGUUAAAGACUUAUUAGAAGCUGGCAAGGAAAAGGUAGUUUUACAAGACUUGGACAUAUCUAGUUUAGCUCCAAGAAAACCAGAUUGGGAUCUGAAAAGAGAUGUUGCUAAGAAACUUGAAAAACUUGAGAGAAGAACACAAAAGGCGAUUGCUGAACUUAUAUGGGAAAGGCUAAAACAAGGCUCUGAAGAUAAUUUGGGGGCUGUCAUAACAAUGACUAAUAUCAAGCCCACAGAAGAUGACUGAUGAAUUAAUGUGAUAGUACAGUGAGAAUCCGAAGGUGUCGUUGUCUCCCCAAUGGAAGUGCAUCUGACUGAAAACAUAGUCGCCAUCUAGAGGACCUCCACGGACCCUUGGGUGUGGCUCGUUCUCUACCUCGAUCAAUACUGCAUCCAUAUAAAAAUUAUAAAAUUUUAGUUAAGUAAAAUAUAACCACAGUAUAAAGAACGCCCAGCGAGCCAGCGAUCCAAUGCCUUUGGCAUCUCUUGAACGAUUACAAUUCGGCACGAUUUGCUCUUUCUAGAUGUGCCCAUUGGACGACUGGUAGGGUAGAGUUCUUUAGACUGAUAUAUAAUAUCUAUGACCCAUUCCUAUUUUAUUUAGAUGUAUUCUUAUAUUUUUUAUUAAAUUAUUGUAAUAAUA